Alnus glutinosa is the source of this 2735-nucleotide messenger RNA. RefSeq names its product cullin-1-like. The coding region runs from base 200 to 2416 and encodes 738 amino acids. The record is from RefSeq and is a predicted model, not a curated record. Gene Ontology annotation, molecular function: ubiquitin protein ligase binding. The transcript has 20 exons. NCBI's taxonomy places the organism in Eukaryota, Viridiplantae, Streptophyta, Magnoliopsida, Fagales, Betulaceae. Gene Ontology annotation, biological process: protein ubiquitination; ubiquitin-dependent protein catabolic process. Gene Ontology annotation, cellular component: cullin-RING ubiquitin ligase complex.
GUACGCACGAACGUAGUUAUUAUAUAUCUAUAUAUAUACACACACCCACAAAAGGAACAGUGAGAUUUUCUUUUUUAUUUUCAGGCUUUUGAUUGUUAGGGUUUUUGGCUCCAUUAUUUUGCGCUUGGCUCCUCGGUACGUCAAUCGAAUACGCAGAUUAUUGUAGUUUGACUUUGUUUUUUUAUCGGCCUUUACUACAAUGGAGCGCAAGAUUAUUGAGCUGGACCAAGGGUGGGAGUACAUGGAGAAGGGCAUUACGAAGCUAAAGAGGAUUCUGGAAGGGUUGCCGGAGCCUCCGUUCAGCUCUGAGGAAUACAUGAUGCUCUACACAACAAUCUACAACAUGUGUACCCAGAAGCCCCCUCACGAUUACUCCCAACAGCUCUAUGACAAGUACCGUGAGGCGUUUGAGGAAUAUAUCACUUCGACGGUGCUGCCCUCUUUAAAAGAGAAGCAUGAUGAAUUUAUGUUGAGGGAGCUGGUGAGAAGAUGGUUAAACCACAAGGUUAUGGUGAGGUGGCUGUCACGCUUCUUUCACUAUCUUGAUCGGUAUUUCAUCGCGAGGAGGUCACUUCCCGCACUUAAUGAAGUUGGACUAGCUUGCUUCCGCGAUCUGGUUUACCAGGAGGUAAAAGCUAAUGCCAGAGAUGCUGUAAUUACUCUUAUUAAUAAAGAACGUGAAGGAGAGCAGAUUGACAGAGCACUGUUGAAGAAUGUUAUAGAUAUAUUUGUUGAAAUUGGAAUGGGUCAGAUGGAGCUUUAUGAACAAGAUUUUGAAGCACAGAUGCUCAACGACUCUGGUGCUUACUAUCAUAUUAAAGCAUCAACCUGGAUCUCAGGGGAUUCUUGUCCAGAAUACAUGUUGAAGGCUGAGGAGUGCUUGAAAAGGGAGAGGGACAGAGUUUGUCAUUAUCUGCAUAUAACCAGCGAACAGAAGUUGGUGGAGAAAGUGCAAGAUGAGUUGUUGGUGGUUAAUGGGACACAACUGCUCGAGAAGGAUCAGUCUGGAUGUCGUGCUUUGCUGAGAGAUGAUAAGGUGGAGGAUCUUUCUAGAAUGUAUAGACUUUACCAUAAAAUACCGAAGGGCUUGGAUCCUGUUUCUACUAUAUUCAAGCAGCAUGUUAUUGCUGAAGGUACAGCCCUGGUCCAACAGGCUGAUGAUGCUGCUAGUAGUCAGACUCCAAAUGGGGCUGGUGUGCAGGAACAGGUCCUCGUCAGAAAAAUAAUUGAGCUGCACGACAAGGAUAUGGCAUAUGUGGUUGAUUGCUUUUUGAACCACAGUUUGUUCCACAAGGCCCUGAAAGAGGCUUUUGAGGUAUUUUGCAACAAGACUGUUUCUGGCAGUUCAAGUGCAGAACUACUAGCUUCAUUUUGUGAUAACAUCCUCAAGAAGGGUGGGAGUGAAAAGUUGAGUGAUGAAGCCAUAGAAGAAACACUUGAGAAGGUAGUGAAGUUGCUCGCGUACAUUAGUGACAAAGACCUUUUUGCAGAAUUCUACCGGAAAAAGCUUGCUCGUCGGCUACUUUUUGAUCGAAGCGCUAACGAAGAACAUGAAAAGAGUAUACUAACCAAGCUGAAACAGCAGUGUGGUGCGCAAUUUACAUCAAAGAUGGAGGGGAUGGUGACGGAUUUGACACUGGCACGGGAAAACCAGAACAACUUUGAGGAUUAUCUUCGUAAUAACACGAAUGUAAAUCCUGGUAUUGAUUUGACAGUCACGGUUCUUACUACUGGAUUUUGGCCAAGUUAUAAAUCAUUUGAUCUCAGCCUCCCUCCGGAAAUGGUCAAGUGCGUAGAAGUUUUCAAAGGAUUCUAUGAAACAAAAACAAAACACAGAAAACUUACAUGGAUUUACUCAUUGGGCACUUGCAACAUUAAUGGCAAGUUUGAGUCAAAAACCAUUGAAUUGAUUGUGUCAACCUAUCAGGCUGCUGCCUUGCUGCUAUUUAAUAAUGCUGAUAGAUUGAGUUAUUCGGAGAUUAUGACUCAAUUGAACUUGACCCACGAUGACUUGGUUAGAUUGCUUCAUUCUCUGUCAUGUGCUAAGUAUAAGAUCCUGAAUAAGGAGCCAAACACAAAGACUAUCUUGCCAACAGACAACUUUGAGUUCAACUCCAAGUUCACAGAUAGAAUGAGGAGGAUUAAGAUACCGCUUCCACCAGUGGACGAGAGGAGGAAGGUAAUUGAAGAUGUUGACAAGGAUCGGCGAUAUGCUAUAGAUGCUGCAAUUGUGCGCAUUAUGAAAAGUCGGAAAGUAUUGGGUCACCAACAAUUGGUUAUGGAGUGUGUUGAGCAGUUGGGCCGCAUGUUUAAGCCCGAUAUUAAAGCAAUAAAGAAGAGGAUUGAAGAUUUAAUCACCCGUGACUAUCUGGAGAGAGACAAGGAAAACCCAAACGUGUUUAAGUACUUGGCAUGAUUGAACGUUGCAAAGCUGGAGCUGUUGAUGGUUUAAAAUCACAGUGGGUGGUGGUGUAGGCCCUUGGCAUGAACCUGUGAUGUGUUCUUGGAAAGGAGUAGGGGGCAUUAUACUCAAUUAUAAAUUUCUGUAAAUGCUUUUCGUUACAGCUUGCUGUGCCUUUUCUCUAGUAGUAUAUUAGGAAGCUAAAAUUCAGGAGCAGCGAAUUUUUGUGUACUACACCUUAAGGGCAAAUAUAUUUGUUGUGAUUAACGUAUAUAAUUACCCUUUCGGAGAAAAAAUUAAUAGGAAUGCCCAUUUUUAACGUCAUUAAACUCAA